This is a messenger RNA of Zophobas morio, 1981 nucleotides long. Its product is annotated as threonylcarbamoyladenosine tRNA methylthiotransferase. Gene Ontology annotation, cellular component: endoplasmic reticulum. The record is from RefSeq and is a predicted model, not a curated record. The transcript has 5 exons. The coding region runs from base 253 to 1890 and encodes 545 amino acids. Lineage: Eukaryota; Metazoa; Arthropoda; Insecta; Coleoptera; Tenebrionidae. Gene Ontology annotation, biological process: tRNA methylthiolation. Gene Ontology annotation, molecular function: tRNA (N(6)-L-threonylcarbamoyladenosine(37)-C(2))-methylthiotransferase activity; 4 iron, 4 sulfur cluster binding.
CUGUCAAAAUGUUAUGCUAUCACCAAAAAGUGAGGUUAAAUCCCAUUCCUUAAAAUUAAAAGGUGGCUUGUACUCCACAUGGAAGUUUUUCUAGCUGGCUCUCAUAUUUUUAUGUGUAGAAUGUUGUAGAUUUCUAUAACAUACAAAUGGGAAGUAUACAAACCAUCAAUCGAAAUUCUAAAGCGAUAAGUUGACUAAAUUAUAUCCAGGGCAACGUUUUAAAUAUACAGAUUUAAUAAAGACGAAAGAACUAUGAACUCUGAAAGCAGUACGUUAAAAAAUACUUCGCCCUUUCAUGAAAUUAUUGAGGAUAUCGAAGAUCUUAUUUCAUCACAAGAUAUAACACCAAAGGAGAGAUAUAGUUCUCGUAAGAAUGUAAAAAUUAAAGCAAAAAGAAAGGAGCAAAAUGUAACAAACUUGGAACCAGUAAAUGGAGAAAAUAUUCCCGGAACACAAACAAUUUACAUAAAGACAUGGGGUUGUGCGCACAAUAGUUCUGACACUGAAUAUAUGGCAGGUCAGCUUGCUGCAUAUGGGUACAAAUUAACAGACCAUAAAAAGGAAGCAAAUCUUUGGUUAUUAAACAGCUGCACUGUAAAAAAUCCAGCUGAAGAUCAUUUUAGAAAUCAGGUAGAGGAAGCUAAGCGUGAAGGAAAAUACAUUGUUGUAGCAGGAUGUGUUCCACAAGGUGCUCCUAAAGCUUCUUUUAUACAAGGACUUAGUAUUAUAGGCGUGCAACAGAUUGAUCGCGUAGUAGAAGUUGUUGAAGAAACUUUGAAGGGAAAUACUGUCAAACUGCUUGGAACAAAGAAAGAACAUGGGAAGAAAGUGGGAGGAGCUUCACUAUUGUUACCAAAAGUUAGAAGAAAUCCAUUGAUAGAAAUCAUAGCAAUAAACACAGGUUGCUUAAAUCAGUGUACUUACUGCAAAACAAAACAUGCUAGAGGUGAACUUGGAAGUUAUCCACCUGAAGAAAUAGUAGAAAGAGCCAAACAAGCAUUUGAAGAGGGCGUUGUAGAAAUUUGGUUGACAUCUGAAGAUACUGGUACAUAUGGACGAGAUAUAGGAAGUUCAUUACCAGAACUAUUAUGGAAAUUGGUGGAAGUAAUCCCAAAGGGUUGUCGACUAAGGCUAGGGAUGACAAAUCCACCAUACAUACUAGAACAUUUAGCAGAAAUAGCUAAAAUCAUGAAUCAUCCUCGAGUAUACAGCUUCCUCCAUGUACCUGUUCAGUCAGGAAGUGAUCAAGUUCUUUCUGACAUGAAACGAGAAUAUUUCAGAAAAGAUUUUGAACAUGUAGUGGAUUUUCUGCGAUCUCAAAUUUCUGGUAUGACAAUUGCCACAGAUAUAAUUUGUGGAUUUCCAACAGAAACGGAAGACGAUUUUGAAGAAACAAUGUUUCUUUGUGAAAAAUAUAAAUUUCCUAGUCUAUUCAUUAACCAGUUUUUUCCAAGACCUGGUACGCCAGCUGCAUUACUUCCCAGGAUAGCAGCUCAGGAAGUAAAACGUAGAACAAAAAGACUUACUGACCUGUUUUACACAUACCAACCAUAUGAAGGCAGAGUUGGUGAAACCUACGAAAUCUUAGUUACUGAAGUGUCUCAUGAUAAGUGUUAUUUUGUGGGUCAUAAUAAAUUUUAUGAACAAGUAUUAAUUCCUAAGGAACAAAAAUACAUGGGUCAGCUGGUAACUGUGAAAAUUCUUAGUGCUAGUAAAUUUUCAAUGAUUGGGGAACCAAUAGACAAAAUAAUGCCAGGUUUAACAAAACCAUUACAGCAGGGACAGGUUUCUGGAAUCAAAAUAGAAAAACCAGAGGACAUAAGAGUUUUGAUAACUUUGUUGAUUUUAGGAGUAUCAAUUAUUUUCAGAUUUUUAUGGAUGAUUCUGUAAUAUAAAUAUGUACGUUCAUGUGUUUCAUUUGAAUAAUUAAGAUAUGUAAGUUAUUAUGAAAUCUUGGUAAAAUAAAAUAACAUUGACAUUA